Styela clava is the source of this 3350-nucleotide messenger RNA. The record is from RefSeq and is a predicted model, not a curated record. NCBI's taxonomy places the organism in Eukaryota, Metazoa, Chordata, Ascidiacea, Stolidobranchia, Styelidae.
GAUGAAAUGAUCAUGUUUCACGUAUUUUUACAGAUGUUGUGACUUCUAUGUUAAAAAGAGUAGGUGUUGCUCUAUUUAUGUUAGUGCUCUUUAAAAUGGAAUAAUCAGAGGGGUGGAUGUCAUUAAAAAACAGGCAUGGGUGACACAAUUUCUCUUUUUCGGAUGGCCCUGUGGACAGCAUUUGUAGGAAUCACCAUGCAUUUGCUGGUGAAGUUAUCAUCAUGGUUCUGGGGGCAAUAUGAAAUCAGGAAAUGUACUUACGCAUACUGGCCUUCAUUGCCUUAUCAUUGGUUUUGGGGUCAUUAUCAACUUGCUGCAGUUAUUCAGAAGUCACCCGAAAAAAUGAUUGAAUUUAUCAAAUCUGCCACUGAUAAAUUUAGUCAUGGUACUGCUCUGUAUGUUGGUCCACUUAUAACGUACGUGCGUGUGUACCAUGAGAAUAUACUCAAAACAAUUCUUGGUGGAUCAGAGAAAAAUUUUCCCAAGACUCCGACUCAAUAUCACGCUUUUGGUCCCUGGCUCGGAAAAGGUUUGUUAGUGCUUGAUGGAAAAGAAUGGCAACGACGCAGACGACUACUAUCGAACUCAUUCCAUUUUGACAUUCUGAAAUCAUAUGCAAUUAAAAUGAAUGAAUGUUCGCAAGUUUUAGUUGAUAAAUGGUCGGAAAGAUUGAAAAGUCAUGAUGAAAUGAGUGUUGAGAUAUUUUGUGAAUUCAGCUUAAUGACGAUUGACGUUAUCUUAAAGUGUUUAAUGGGUUUUGAUUCUGAAUGUCAUAAAGAAGACAGUGAGCAUCAAGCUUAUGUGAACAGUAUUUACAAAGUCACACGAUGUGCAGCACAGCGAUUUCGAGGGUCUAUUUUACUGAGGUUUGAUUGGAUAUAUUAUAAAACUCAUGACGGGAAGGAAUAUUUAAAAUCAAGUAAGGAUGCUCGAGAUUAUGCCGAAAAAGUUAUCAAUUUGAGAAGAAAGGAAUAUGCGGACGGGGCAACAAUUGGGUCAAAAUUAGGAUUGAAUAGGAAAAAUAAUCGCCAUCAUGAUUUUCUUGAUAUACUUCUACAAGCAAAAGAUUCCGAUGGAAAUCAUUUAACGGAAAAAGAGAUUUCAGAUGAAGUCAAUACUUUUAUGUUUGAGGGUCACGAUACUACCACAAGUGCAAUAUCAUGGACUUGCUAUUGCUUGGCUACGAAUCCAAAACACCAAGAUCUUUGUUACGAUGAAAUCUCAGAAAUUUUAGGCGACAAGGAAGACUUGGAAUUAAAUGAUCUAACGAAUUUGCCAUAUCUUACCAUGUGUAUAAAAGAAGCCUUACGUCUGUAUCCACCCGUGCCUUCUAUCACCCGGUCUCCAACAUCAGAUCUUAAUGUUGAUGGUAAAAUUAUAAAAAAGGGAACAGAUGUUAUUUUAUCAAUGUUAGGUGUUCACCACAACUCAAGACUUUGGCCAAAUCCAGAACUUUAUGAUCCGAGUCGAUUUACACCCGAAAACUCAUUGAAGCGUGACCCAUUUUCUUACAUUCCGUUUUCAGCUGGAAUCCGUAACUGCAUUGGCCAAAAUUUUGCGAUGAAUGAAAUCAAAAUAUGCGUGGUGCAUGUGCUCAGGAACUUCCAUCUUGCUUUGGAUGAAACGAAGUUGAUCACAGAAUCACUGGAAUUGAUUUAUAGGAGUAGAACUGGAAUUCAUUUAAUUGUGAAGAAAAGAAGCCAUAAUAAUGAAUAAACUUGAAUAGAUAUUUUGUCCAGGUUAGGUCAUUAGAUUUCUUGGUUUGUAGUUUGUUCUUUGUUUAUUCACGCCUCUGAGUAAAAGUAACACUAUCGCCAUUGCAUUACUGAUUACUCUGCUGAUAGAUGUGGGUGAUGAUUAUGUGCCAGAUUCACCCUGUUUCCAGUCCAUGUGGGGUAUGGGAAUAGCUUUCCUGUAAUUCGUCUUUCAGAUGCAUGGACCUGAUUGUGGAAGAAGCGUAACCGGCCAGUGGUUAGGUGAACCGCCCUACUGCUGCGAGGAGUCCAGCAAUCCUCUCGCAUAUAAUUAUCCUCCACAGGAUACGAGCCUGCGAAUCAAUGCAAGCUAAUCAAGACGUAUGAUGGCGAGUGUAUUCCUAUCGCUUAGCAUGAUGUGCACACCAUUGAGACGAUUUUUCAGUUAUGGAUUACUCCUUCAUCAAUGACCAUAUAUCAGGCUUGGCAGAAACCAUUUGUCACCGCAUCUUUGAAUGGGUUCACAUGUUUGAACUCCAUGGAAAACAAUUAUUUUCGAGAAGAUUGCUAGAAUCUUCACCAUAGUGAUAGGUAGACUCUUUGUCAUGGGAUAAUUCCUGUAAUCGCUGGUCAGUUACUGCUUCCUCCCCCAUCAAGUCCAUGCAACUGAUUGAAAUAAUUGGUCAACAAAUUCCAUAUCCAAAAGGCCUUGAUUCACUGUAUAUUUGAGACAUCUUUUCGCUUUUCAGUCAUUACCAUAUCCGGUCUCAACUGGUAGCCAAUUAAGAAACCAGUGGCUGGAAUUAACCUGUUUUAUUAUCAUUUUUUCUCUUCUGUAUAAUUAUGAAACUCCAUUUCAUUUUGGUCUAUGCUUGAUGGCAGCGGAGUCGAGCAUCUCUGCCAACCACUUAGAAGAAGUGUUCAGGCAUAUUAUUGCGUCAUAAUUGACAGUUCACUGCAAAAUGUCUACUAGUUACCUAGUAUUCUACGCUAGAAGGCUGUUGCUUUCACUUACCUUCGUCUUAGUGUCCAUAUAUUUGAGCAUUAUAUUUGAUUGAUACACAGUUUCCAUUUAUGUUUUCCAAUAUUCUCCAGGGUAAAUUUUUAUACAGAGUUCUACUAUAAGACGUCUACUUAACAAAGUUCUGAUUUCUUUUUCAAACAUAACUAAAGGGUAAAGUUUUUUAUAUGCGUAUUCAUUAUUAAUUGUUUUAUUUCUUGAAUAUGAUAAUAAUAUAAAUAUUAUUUUGCAGUAUUAAUCCAAUAGUAGAGCUUUUAUUUGUUUGUUUCUGAUAUUUUCUUGAUGUUACUUAAAUCUGUUUUAACAAUUUCUUCAAUAUUUUUAGUAAAUUCUAUUUACGACACGAAUUUGUGUCCGCCACUCUAAACAAUACCAACUGAUAUCUGAUGACAUGUAAGGUGCUCCUGUUUUUUUGAGAAAAAAAAUAUUUUCGCUCCAGCAUUGCCUACCUAAUUUGUUAACCCUGGGUGGAGUGGUAUAUUUGAUUUUACUACCUUUAUUGAUUUAGUUCCCAAGAAGCCUCAAUCAAUUUUUAUAUCAUAAUACAGGGGUCGGGGACCUUUUUGAUCAAGAGAGCCAUGAAAAGUACAUAUUUCCAAUUGCAUUUUCGUGUAAACCAAAUAACAUUUCUUCAC